Fusarium pseudograminearum CS3096 is the source of this 825-nucleotide messenger RNA. RefSeq lists its product as uncharacterized. The record is from RefSeq and is a predicted model, not a curated record. NCBI's taxonomy places the organism in Eukaryota, Fungi, Ascomycota, Sordariomycetes, Hypocreales, Nectriaceae. Bases 1 to 825 code for a protein of 274 amino acids. The transcript is spliced from 3 exons.
AUGGCAAUUGCGGUCUUAUUUCUCCCAGAGGCGGCUGACUACAUCGCCUCGGAUGGCAAGGAGUCACUGGAACUUGCAGAGCCUCAAUCGACGUCAUCUUUUGUGAGCGGUCUUCGGGAGGCAGCUCGAGAGCAUCGCGUUGCUGUCCAUGUAGGUAUCCACCACCGUGAUGAGACAGAUAUUGGACAGGAGCAGUCAAAGAGGAUUCUGAACCGAACGAUCUACAUCAACGCAGAUGGCCAAAUCGACGAUACAGCAACUUAUGACAAGCUUCACGCAUUCGACUUUGGCAAGAUGAAGGAGAGUGACACAGUCCAGCCCGGUAAAACUCUCACGGCACCUUUCGACACGCCUAUAGGCCGCAUCGGAAGCCUCAUCUGCUUCGACCUACGCUUUCCAGAGGCACCCUUGGCACUUGCCCAGCCCGGUCCUCACAGCGCGUGGAAGAGCCACCCAGCGCAGGUACUGACAUACCCGAGUGCCUUCACCUGCCAGACAGGACCGGUGCACUGGGAGACUCUUCUCAAGGCCAGAGCCAUCGAGACACAGAGCUACGUCAUUGCGUCGGGUCAAGUUGGAAAACACAACGAGAAGAGAUCGAGUUGGGGGCAGAGCAUGAUCAUUGAUCCUUGGGGGAAGGUUGUGCUAAAGCUCAAAGGGGUGAAAGAGGAGGGUGGAAAAUAUGAGGGCACGCCGGAGGAGGGUGCUGUAGGGGAUAUUGGGUUUGUAGACAUUGAUCUUGAAUAUUUGGAGAAGAUUCGAAAUGACAGCCCUCUCCAGAGGAGAACGGAUGUUUAUCCUGAGUUGGUUUGCAGCAAGGCAUAG